Messenger RNA from Zingiber officinale, 2641 nucleotides. RefSeq names its product serine/threonine-protein kinase STY8-like. Gene Ontology annotation, molecular function: ATP binding; protein kinase activity. The transcript has 4 exons. The record is from RefSeq and is a predicted model, not a curated record. The coding region runs from base 359 to 2041 and encodes 560 amino acids. Gene Ontology annotation, biological process: protein phosphorylation. Lineage: Eukaryota; Viridiplantae; Streptophyta; Magnoliopsida; Zingiberales; Zingiberaceae.
UAAACGAGCGUAUUGAGCCGUCGCAUUCGUCUCUUGCUUCUCAGCCCAUUCGCCGAGCACGACCGCCGGCGUACGAGGUUUCGCGCGUGGCUUCGCCUUGUGCACUUCGGUUGACUGUAACACUCGUUUUCAUAACUUGUUUUAUUCUUUUUUGUAUGUAUUAAAGUAGUUUCGAAGGUCGAUCGUUUGUUCGUCCUUUCUGGGAUUCUCGAGUUGUUUUGGUCGAUUGUGGUAGGGCUGGCAGUGCUGCGCUUGGAUUCGGGGAUGGCGUGAUCGAUUUGGGGGGCGUUUUGGGAGGUCAGAGGGUUUUAAAAAAUCUGAUCUUGGUAUCGGAUCUGGAGGAAUCCUCUCUGGAGAAAUGGAGGAGGAGCACUUUUCUUGGGUGCUGAGGUCGAAGUUUGCGCACGCCACGCGCCGCCCCCGUACGAGAUCGGUCUCCGAACGGGAACUGCUGGCCGAGUUGUCCAAGGAACCGGAUGAUGUUUUAAGUUUCCAUUCUAAUAGGUUUUCUCCCUGUGAGCCCCCGUCGGGACUGAAGAGCUCAAUCGCGGAAUUGCAGACGCAAAACUCCAGAAAGUGCUUGAAUUUCCAAUGUGGCGAUCCAUGGGAGGGAAAGAAGCCGAGCUGCCUCGGUGCCGAUGGCUCUGAUUUUUCUUUCUGUCCUGGAGGACAUCCGGCCUCGAAAUCAGAUGGAUUGAUCUCUCCUGAUGUCACUGGUUCGAGGUUUUCAAUUUAUGAUCUUAAAACAGAAGGAUUAAGCUCUUCAAAAGUCUCUCCUUCUUCUUCUUCUAUCAAGGUGAAAUUGGAUGCCAAGCAAAAUCACAAUCCAGAUUCAAAACCCAAGGAAAGGUCGAUAUCACCUCUUCCCACCACCAACCUCUCUGAUGCCUUUAAGGAAGCUCACUUGGUCAAGAAGAGAUCUUCGACUCCGCCGUCUUCCAGGAAGAAGAGUGAUAAAGUUCAUGAUGGGCACUACGAGGUUUCGGGGAGAAAUACUUUGGAGAAGAGUCAUCCUAAGCAUUCAUUUCCCUUCAAAGCCCCUGAUAAGUCUGGAUCUCGGAAGGAAUCUUCUUGGGUAAGCUGCUUUGAUCAUGGAGGAGGGAAGGUAGCUGCCUUGGAAAUGACAGAAAAGUGGAAUGUUGAUCUUUGCGAGUUAUAUUUUGGGCUUAAGUUUGCUUCCGGUGCUCAUAGUAAGUUGUACCAUGGUAUUUAUAAGGGUCAACCUGUUGCCAUUAAAAUUAUUAGGCAACCUGAUGAUGACGAUAAUGGAUUGUUUGCUGCUCGACUUGAGAAGCAGUUCACUAGGGAAGUUACCAUGCUGUCACAUCUCUACCAUCGCAAUGUGAUUAAGCUCACGGGGGCAUGUAAGCAGCCGCAGGCCUUUUGCAUUAUCACUGAGUAUCUUCCUGGAGGCUCUUUAAGAGCAUUUUUGCACAAACUUGAGCACAAAUCUCUUGCUAUUGAAAAACUAGUUUCAAUUGCUUUGGAAAUUGCACGAGGAAUGGAGUAUAUUCAUUCCCAAGGAGUUAUUCACCGUGACUUGAAGCCUGAGAACAUUAUUUUUGAUCAAGAUUUUUGCAUAAAGAUUGUUGAUUUUGGAAUUGCAUGCGAGGAAGCAUAUUGUGAUGCACCGACAGAGGAUGCUGGCACUUAUCGUUGGAUGGCGCCUGAGAUGAUCAAACAUAAGCCAUAUGGCCGGAAGGUUGAUGUGUACAGCUUUGGAUUGCUCUUAUGGGAGAUGGCAACAGGGAAAAUUCCAUAUGAGGAAAUGACACCAAUCCAAGCGGCUUUUGCAGUGGUCGAUAAGAACUUGCGGCCGCCCAUUCCUACCAAUUGUCCUCCACCUCUGAAAGCCCUGAUAGAGCAAUGCUGGUCAAUACUUCCAGAGAAGCGACCUGAAUUUUGGCAAAUUGUCAAGGUUCUGGAGCAGUUUGAGGCUGCUCUAUCUCAAUAUGGAACCCUAAAUCAGCUUCUGAACUCGAGCUGCCAGGAUCAUAAGAAACGAUUAAUCCAUUGGAUGCAAAAGCUCAAAAGUCACUAACACUGAGAUGGCUCAGCUUCUCCCAUGUCCAAACUUCCUUAACUCGCGUUCCUUUUGGGAAUUUUGGUGCAUAUCAUCAAUAACCUGCUGACAGAGACAGGCAGUACUGGUGUAAGUUGGGCAGACAAGAAUGGACGUAUCCAAUUCACCUGGUCGAGGAAGGGCCGACCGAAAUGGACUCACCAUGGUAGGGUAUUUGGUGGAGGUCCUGCCCCACCAAGCACCCAGCCCUCGCCGGCGAAUCAACGCCGAGGUAGCUGCUGUGCCGGCGUACGUACGUGCUAGCGUCACGCUCCUGUCUGCCACAUCGAUUCACCAACAAUAUCUCAUGCCGGCGUGGUGUGGGUCCAUGUCUAAGUUCAUGGGUAGUGAGAAGUAGGGACGCAUUUUGCAAGUUUCUUGUCCCUCCCUUCCUUUCAUUUCCUUCUUCCUAGGUAAUUAAAGAGAUAUUGUCAAUUUUUUUUUUUUUACUUUGCCUUUCAACUUCAAAAUAGGAUGUAGUACUUUUAAUGUAAUUAUAAAUAUAAAAAAAAUCAGCAAUGGACCAAAAAGUGUAUUUAAAAUUAUGAAAAUAUCAAAAGACGCAUUUAAAUUUUCGAA